Messenger RNA from Gadus morhua (Atlantic cod), 1177 nucleotides. It is a transcript of the gene arl6ip6, whose product is annotated as ADP-ribosylation factor-like 6 interacting protein 6. NCBI's taxonomy places the organism in Eukaryota, Metazoa, Chordata, Actinopteri, Gadiformes, Gadidae. Bases 168 to 662 code for a protein of 164 amino acids. The transcript has 4 exons. The record is from RefSeq and is a predicted model, not a curated record.
GCCACGCCCCUCUACGAAGUUUUAUUGCGGAAGAAGUUCUGUCAUUUCCCCCAAUAGUUGAUGUUACCGUUGAUCAUACCGUAAACUCCUUGCACCGAAACAAGAAUACUUUGCUAUAGGCCUUAUCGAGAGAGAUUGACCAACUUGUUUAAUCGCUCGGGCGGUAAAUGGUGGCAUGGAAGUAUUUGGUGAACGCAUCUGCCAUCACUUUUGAGAAACUAACCUGUCUGACUUCUACUUUGAAAAUGGACACGAACCCUCGUCCCCAGGAGGUCCUCGACUCGUAUGAUGACACCCACCGGCCGAAGCGGCGCUGGCCACUUGUGCUGCUGUCCUCCGUUUGCUCCGCGGUCGUUGUGUUUGCGGCUGGUGUGAUUUGUGCACUGUUGUACACGAUCCUCAGAGAGCUGCGGGCUGAGCGAGUGACAGUCGACGACGGCACUGAGGUCAGCAUGCUAGGAUUCUGGAGUAUCCUAGUGUUGUCUGCGAUAGCCGGCUGCAUCUGUUGUGUUUUCUCGUUGAGCCUCACCUACAUGGACUCAUACACACCUGGCCAGUCCAACUUCAGGCGUUCCACCGGGCGGUCCUUCCACGUGGGCUACGCAGUGGCGCUCUUGAACGGCUUCAUGGCCUCUCUGGCGGCGGGCUGGACUCUGAGUUAAUAGCAGUCGGCCCCGUUCCUCUCAUUCUACAGCCCUGAACUCCACUCUGCUAGCAUGCAGGGCUGUCAGUCCGGGAAACAGGGAUAUGCUCAUUGCCUUCAAUGUUUAUUUGUGAAUAUACUAAAUAGACGAGAAGUGUCAAAAUCUAUUGGAGAUCUUAUCAAAUGCUUGAGAUAGACCGUUUGGGUUCAUUUGUAUUUUGGUUUUGUUUUAGCGUCAAGCUCGAUUUUGAGGGGAAAGAUAUGCAUGAGUUUAUCUCGCUCUUCUGUUUGGGUGGAGCAGAAUGGAUUUAUGAUCAGUGGUUGUAUGUCAGAGCCAUGGUUUAUUGAAUUAAAGGAGAAUUGUUUUUUAUUAUCUAAACAAAAUGCUGUUUUGAAUGAACUGACAUUUAUAAAGAUACGCUCGAAAUGCCAUCCGAUAGUACCCCAGAUAUUAAUUAUGCACCUGUGGUAAAUAUUAAGAAGUUACAAAUGGAGCCUGGAGUUACAAAUUAAAACGUUUAAAGUGCCAAAUCA